AUGCACGCUGAGUCAUGCUCUUUCGGUAAUUUACCAGCAGUAUCAGAGGACUUAUUACUACUUUUUAUUACACAUUGUUACAAGUAUCUACAACUCAAAGAAUCUACGAUAAGACUAUACCUUGCUGGGAUUCGUUUCAGAUACAUUGAAGCAGGUGUACCUAAUCCAUGGCAGGUAACUGUCGGUGUGCCAUUAGUACGGGUAAAUUUGUUACUCAGGGCGAUUAAACGUAAUCAGGGACGAGGCACUAGGCCACGCUGUGCUUUCACAGCUGAUAUUGUUUAUUUAAUGUUUAGUACUCUUGAGUUAGGAGUAUUUACCCAGUUCAUUGAUAUCCUCAUGCAAACUGUUGUGUUAGUAGCUUUUUUUGGUUUCCUGCGCUGCGUUGAAUUCACCGUCAGGUCCUAUGGAGCGUUUAAUAGAGAUUUUCAUUUAUGUAUUGAGGAUGUCAGUUUUCAAGGUGAUGCUCAAGCUUUUCUACGGUUGAAGUCAUCAAAGUCAGAUCAAUUUCGUGAAGGAGUGGUAAUUAGAUUAUUCAGAAAUGACCGCAUGUGUCCAGUACAGAGUCUGAAGCGAUAUGUGUCUCUCAGAGUGGCUUUGCAUCCUAGACCUAGUUUAGGGAACCCUCUGUUUGUAACUGAAGACAACUUACCACUGACGGCGUUCUGUUUUCCUACAGUAUUUACUCAGACUUGUCUGCUCAUUGGGUCUCAGUUCAUUUCAAUUUACAGGCCAUUCCUUCCGUAUAGGGGCAGCUACGUCUGCAGCAAAUGCCGGUAUCCAAGAUCACAUGAUUAA
Molecule: messenger RNA, 798 nt
Organism: Saccoglossus kowalevskii
Lineage: Eukaryota; Metazoa; Hemichordata; Enteropneusta; Harrimaniidae
Biological process (GO): DNA recombination; DNA integration
Molecular function (GO): DNA binding
Source: RefSeq, a predicted model, not a curated record